This is a messenger RNA of Oryzias melastigma (Indian medaka), 6793 nucleotides long. RefSeq names its product kinesin-like protein KIF3C. The transcript has 8 exons. Bases 729 to 2912 code for a protein of 727 amino acids. The record is from RefSeq and is a predicted model, not a curated record. NCBI's taxonomy places the organism in Eukaryota, Metazoa, Chordata, Actinopteri, Beloniformes, Adrianichthyidae. Gene Ontology annotation, molecular function: microtubule binding; ATP binding; microtubule motor activity. Gene Ontology annotation, biological process: microtubule-based movement.
AUUAAAUUGAAAACCACCCUUUACAUGUGAAAACUGUAUAAACAAUGCUGAAAUAAAAAGUAAAUUACAAAAAAUAAACAAAAAUUUCUAUCAGAAUUAACCUCCAGGUGUUAAUUUAUGUUUUUACAUUUUAAAAUUUGAUUUUAACACAAAACAAAAUCUAAAUAUUUGCAAAAACAUCCAUGCUAACUCAAUUUCCCAUGAUCCUUUGCUCGACUCCGCAGUGAUGUGGGGUGUGGUGGUUGAAUGACUGUGUGCGCGUGUUUUUCUGCGUGCAGGAGCGUUCCAGUUCGGAGCAUCUCGGAGCGGCGGAGAACUGGGAGAUGCGGAGAGCCAGGAGUGGCGCUCCUGCCGACCGAGAAGAGUCUGCGCGACGGGAGGACGAUGAGUGAACGCACCCGCGUCUGUACCGGCUGUGUAGGAUUCUCAUUCAGGGACGGGAUCCGGCCGUUAAGGUAGAGCUGAGCGAGGCGUCGAAACAGAACGCGAGGAGAUCCGAGCAUCCGCCUGAUGGAAUACUGACUGACAUUAUAGAUAAUGCACAGUGAUGGUCGGUAUUUUUCAUCUUAACUGUCAAUUUUGAUCAUUGAGACAUCAGGAACACUGAGGAAUGAAUUAAAAUGACAGAGAAAUGAGAUUCUGACUUACAAGGAUCCACAAAGGUUUUUGCUUUCAUUCAAAGAUAUAAUCUGGAUUUUUGUCGGCUGUAAUAACAAACGAAUCUCAUCAUGUCAAAAAACAAGAGCAGUGAGUCAGUGAAGGUGGUCGUUCGAUGUCGUCCGUUGAACCGGAAAGAGGAGUCCUCUGGGCCUGUAGGGGGGAUCGUGCAGAUGGAUCUGCGGCUCGGACAGGUGAUCCUCAGAAACCCCCGCGCCUCACCAAGCGAGCCCCAGAAAACCUUCACGUUCGAUGCGGUCUACGAUGCCAACUCCAAACAGCGAGACCUGUAUGAUGAAAGCGUACGGCCUCUGAUAGACUCAGUCCUGGCGGGGUUCAAUGGUACCAUCUUUGCCUACGGGCAAACCGGAACUGGGAAGACCUACACCAUGCAGGGAGCCUGGCUGGAUCCAGAAAAACGAGGUGUGAUUCCCAACGCCUUUGACCACAUCUUCACCCACAUCUCCCGCUCCCAGUCCGACAAGCAGUACCUGGUCCGAGCGUCAUACCUUGAGAUCUACCGAGAGGAGAUUCGUGACCUCCUGGAUCCAAACCACAGCACUGCUAAAGGCCUGGAUCUCAGGGAGAAUCCAGAGACAGGCGUGUAUGUUCCGGAUCUCACGUCGUGUGUCUGCAAGAGCAUCAAAGAGAUCGAGGAGGUGAUGAACGUUGGCAAUCAGGCGAGGGCGGUUGGAGCAACAGACAUGAACGAGCAUUCAUCCAGGUCCCAUGCCUUGUUCCUGAUCACGGUUGAGUGCAGCCAGCCUGGCCCAGAUGGAAGAAAGCAUAUCAGAGUUGGACGCCUGAACCUGGUGGACUUGGCGGGGAGUGAACGCCAAGCCAAGACCGGUGUCCACGGAGAGCGCUUGAAGGAAGCCGCAAAGAUCAACCUGUCGUUGUCAGCUCUUGGGAACGUCAUUUCGGCAUUGGCAGAUGGACGCAGCGGCCACGUACCGUACCGAGACUCCAAGCUGACACGCCUCCUGCAGGACUCUUUGGGUGGGAAUGCCAAAACCGUCAUGGUCGCAACACUUGGCCCGGCCCCCGCACACUACGACGAGACCCUCACUACACUCCGUUAUGCCAACCGUGCCAAGAACAUUCAAAACCAACCCAAAGUCAACGAGGACCCCAAAGACGCUCUCCUGCGCGAGUUCCAGAAGGAGAUCGCUCGGCUCAAGGCUCAGCUCAACCACAGGAGGUGGAGGAGCAAACAGAAGAAGGAGCAGGUGGACGGUGAGGACUGGGGGAGAGACAGUGAUGAAGAAAUGGAGGAUGAGGAAGAGGUGGUGGAGACGGAGACAGAGGAGUACCUGAAGCUGGAGGAGCAACGGCUGGAGAGGGAGGAGGAGGCCAUCACAGAGGACCAGUUCCUGCUGGCCGAGGAGAAGCAGAAACUACUGGGAGAUCUGAGGAAGGAGCAGGAGGCCGCGGAGCAGCUGACUGCAAAGUACAAGGCGAUGGAGAGCAAGCUCCUGGUUGGUGGGAAGAACAUCAUAGAUCACACCAACGAGCAGCAGAAGAUGCUGGAGGUGAAGAGGCAGGAGAUUGCCGAGCAGACUCGUAAGGAGAGGGAAAUCCAGCAGCAGAUGUUGGUCCAGGAUGAAGAGACGCUGGAGCUGAGGGAGACCUUCACCUCUCUCCAACAGGAAGUCGAGGCAAAGACCAAAAAGCUCAAGAAGCUGUACUCCAAGCUGCAGUGCAUCAAGGCGGAGAUCAAGGACAUGAACGACGAGCACGUGGGGAGCCGGCAGGAGCUGGAGCAAACCCAGAACGAGCUCACCAGAGAGCUCAAGUUCAAGUAUUUGAUCAUCGAGAACUUCAUUCCUCCGGAGGAGAAGAAUAAGAUCAUGAACCGGCUGACCUUCGACCCGGAGGAGGAUCAGUGGAACUUCCAGCCUCUCGUUCCUGCUCAGAGUAAAUUCUCACAGAUGAAGAAAAGGCCGGCGUCUGCAGUCGGGUAUAAACGACCCAUCAGCCAGUUUGCCAGGGUUGCCAUAGCGAUGGGAGCUCACUCCAGAUACAGGGCGGAGAACAUAAUGUUUCUGGAGCUGGACAUGUGUCCUCCAAACCCAUCCCCUCUGGACUGCUCAGUGGAGGCGGAUCCGAACCAAACUCCAUCACUGGAAAACUCUCCCACCAGGAACAGAGACAUUCACAAGUCCAGCUCCUGGUGUCAGUCGCAGAAAUCCAUCACCACUUCCUCGUCUAACAACUCUUUGGCAGCAUGUCCCGCGGCCGCAUCGGCACAGUGAAGCUUUAUGGAAAAUACUGUUUUUUUAAUGUUAUUUAUUUAUAUUUGCUUUGCAUCUUAUUCCUUUUGGAGGCCAGUAAUCCCACAAACAACAUGGAAGUAAGGCAUUGCCAUUAAUUUAUCUGGCUAUAAGGUGUGACAUUGUUCAACAAAGGAAAUUUUAUCAAAUGUUUUAUGCCUCAAAAGAGUUUAAUUUAAUCGUUUUUUUUAAGUCUUUUGUGUGUUUAACACUGUUUUUCUACCAUGAGUUGUUGAGAUUAUCAUCGUCUGGUGUGGAUUUUGUAUUUGGACACAUCUUUGUCUGAUCCCAGUCAGGGAGGUCAACUGGGCCCCGUUUGGAAGUGUCAGAAAAAGUGGGUUCAAAAUGGGUUUGUCAAUAUUUUCUGUAGCGGCCCCACCUGUGUUUGCUCACAUAGUGGGUAGGCUUGCUACGCUAGCGAGCCACCUGGUGGACAGCCUAAUCGUCUACUAGCAAGCUUUGCUGCAUCGAGCUAGCGAGCUUGGCUAUAUUGAGCUACCAAGCUCCAUUGUGUUGAGCCAGCGACCUCUCCUGUAGUGAGCUAGUAAGCUCCGCUGUAGCAUGCUAGCGAGCUCCUCUGUAGCUAACUAGCGAGCUCCACUGAAUUGAGCUAGUGACCUUCCUUGUAGUGAACUAGCGAGCUCCUGUGUAGCGAGCUCCGCUAUAUCGAGCUAGCACCCUUCUCUGUAGCGAGCUAUGUUGAAUCAUGCUAGUGAGCUCAUCUGUAGCAAGCUAGCGAGCUCCGCUUCAUUGAGCUAGCAAGCGCCGCUGUAGCAAGCUAGGAAGUUCUGCUGUCCGCUGGGCGGCUGGCUAGCAUAGCGACCCAAUGAGUGUCCACUUAAGCCAAUUUGGGCAAACACAGGCGGGGCCACCAUAGAAACUGUGGACAAACCCAUUUGGGGCCCACAUUUUCUGCCACUUUUAAACCACAUGGGGCCCAGUUGGUCUUGCUGGCUUGGAUAUGCAAGAAAGUCCAGAACAAACAGGGUUCUUAUAUGUUUUCCUUGUUGCUGUGGUGAUGACUCUUACUGGCAUGAUUGGUUACUUAAAGCAAGGAUUAAAAAGAAGUCUAAAAGCAACCAAAACCAGAAGUCUACCAAGCCUCAGAACUGUACAGAAAAGCCGACCAACAGACUCCUCCAUUCUCCUCAUCGCCAUGGAGAUGACUCACUUUAGCCUGAAUGGUUACCCAAAACGAGUGCCAGGAUGGACUGGAGAAAAAGAGAAAACAAACCUAAAAGCACCAGUGACUCCUCAGAAACGUUCCUUCAGGAUCCUGCAUGUUUGAGGCCAGGAGGAGCUUUUGAGCGCGAGUAACAAGUCCAUUUAGUCCUCACAGGAAUCCCUGUAGAUACUUCAUGUCAUCCAAGAAGAUGUUUUGAUCUGAUUCUAAAAUCAUCUGUUUCCCGUGCUGUAAGACCUGAAUAAGAAGCUUCAUCCACAACGAACAAAAGCACCCUUAGAAAUGAAGAAUCGAGGCUUUUUACGGGCUCUUUGAGGGAUACUUCCUGAGGAACUUGUUGGAGGUUUAAAGGGUCAAACGGACAAACGCUCGUCUGGAUUAUUGAUGCAGCAGAUCCGGUGUCCGCUCUGCAGAGGAUCGGUUACUUUCACUGCGAACCUGAAACUGCUGAGGUCCUCCUGAAGGAUUCUCCAAAUGUAAAAGCUAAAUGUAAAUAAGACAACAACACAACUGAGUGAGAAAUGAAUUCAUGUCAGUUUCUGCCCUUUUGUUCUCUUCCAUGUCUUCUGUCAGAUGGGUAGUCACCUCUCACUGACGUAACACUCAUACAAACACGGCACUGGAGGCUUUGUUAAGCUUUUUUAAACUGUAUUAUUAUUUACCCAAACAGCUGGACUAUCAUCUUAUUUAUUUAUUUAUUAUAAAAAGCUCAGCCCCUCACACUAUGGUACCAUAGCAACUGUGCACGUUUGGGGUCAAUCCAUAAAUGGGAUUAGUUUCACCUGAAGACUUGAAAAAGUGUAUUUUGGAGUUAGGAUUUCACCUAAAUGAUGUCAAAAUAUAGCAAUUUGACAACUUUGAAUACUUUCAAAUCCCAUUUACAAAACAGUUACAGCUUCAAAUUUGCUCUUUAAACUUUAAAGUCCCAUUUGAUCUUAUUUUGACAAGAGUUCCCAGUUGAUUAUGAUUUAUCAUUUUAGCCAAACAAAUAAAAUAAAAAAAAGGUAAUUUUGUUUGACAUAAUUUAUUGCAGAGCAGCAUGAGCUCAUUAGAAAUAUGCCCAAAUUUCCAAAAGUCUUUUUUAAGUUUCAUUUUUUUAACGUUGGUUUCUAAAGAGAAUUAUCUAACAUACUUUGCGGUAGACGCAUCUCUUAGCCUCAGACAGUUAAAAAACGUCAUGGUUGCUAUGGUUUUUUAUGAUUUCAUUCCUCCUGCACUGUUAGGGAGCAGGGAUGACUAAGGGCAGCAGUGGAAGGGAGAGUCAUUCUACAGUCUAUUACCAAAAGUAUUGGCUCACCUGUCUUGACUCACAUAUAAACGGAAGUGCUAUCCCAUUCCUAACCUGUAUCCAGCCAGCGAGGCCGCCCGUACCCCGUAUGGUUUAAAAGGGCAGAAAUUGUGGCCCCAAUUGGGUUUGUCCACAGUUUCUGUGGUGGCCCCACCUGUGUUUGCCCAAAUUGGCUUAAGUGGGUGGGCUCGCUAUGCUAGCCAGCUGUGCCGUGGAAAGCGUAGCUUGCUGGCUUGCUACAGCGGGGCAUGCUAGCUCGAUACAGUGGAUAUCGCUGGCUUGCUACAGAUAAGCUCACUAGCACACUACAGGGGAGCAUGCUAGUAUGCUACAGAGGAGCUCGCUAGCAUGCUACAGUGGAGCUUGCUAGCAUGCUACAGUGGAGCUUGCUAGCAUGCUACAGUGGAGCUUGCUGGUAUGCUUCAGCGGAGAUGCUAGCUCGUCACAGAAGAGCUCGCUAGCAUGCUACAGUGGAGAUUGCUAGCUUGCUACAGAGGAGCUUGCUAGCAUGCUACAAAGAAGCUUGCGAGCUUGCUGCAGAGGAGCUUGCUAGCAUGCUACAAAGAAGCUUGCGAGCUUGCUGCAGAGGAGCUUGCUGGUAUGCUCCAGCGGAGAUGCUAGCUCAUCACAGAAGAGCUCGCUAGCAUGCUACAGUGGAACUUGCUAGCUCGCUAAAGAGGAGCUCACUAGGUUAAAUUUCAGGACUGGAUUUGUUGCACAGGUGGCAUCAUACAGUUCCACUCUGGAAGUCACUGAGCUCCUGAGAGCGUAACAUUCUUUCACAAAUGUUUGUUAAAACAGCCAGAGGACUUGAUUUUACACACUUAGGACACCUAAUUCUGAUCAUUUGGAUGGGUGAGCCAAUACUUUGGGUAACAGUGUAUCUGUGUCCGUCCAUGUGAGUCAAUAUCUGCACUUCAGGAACUAGGAAAGGUCAAAUCCUGCUACAGAAAUGUGGACAAAACAGUCGACGUUUGCUCGGGUUUCCUCUAUACGUAUUUGAAUUUUGAUCUAUGGACAAACAAAUGCAGUUUUCCGCUUCGUUUGUAAAAUGUUGUGUGGCGGUCCUGAAUACAUGAAUGAGAGAGGGUGGUGGGGGCAGGGAUGCUGAUGGGAGAAGGUGGGGGGCAGAUGCUGGGAAUCCAGAGGCAUGUGGGGAAGAACUGCAGACGAGGCGGAUAUGGAGCCUGUUUCCAUGGUAACCAUGCAGUGGGGUGGAACACAGACAGGGUUAAUGGAGGUUUGUGUGUCAGUAUGUUAAUUUGUGUGUCAGACUGAGCUGUUGUCUGAUUACGAGGAAAAAACAAAAUCAUCAAAUGAAGACGUUGUAAUGGCCGCCUGAUGAUGGAUCUCGCUUCCUUCUCUUUGUCUAAUAAAUGAGGUGAUGGUUUA